Oreochromis aureus is the source of this 1653-nucleotide messenger RNA. RefSeq names its product angiopoietin-like 5 (gene angptl5). NCBI's taxonomy places the organism in Eukaryota, Metazoa, Chordata, Actinopteri, Cichliformes, Cichlidae. The transcript has 8 exons. The record is from RefSeq and is a predicted model, not a curated record. Bases 380 to 1537 code for a protein of 385 amino acids.
AAAACAAUAAUGCUCGGUAAUAGACACACUGAGGGGGAAGGUAAUGGCUCUGAAUUAGCAGAUUCAGCUACUUGUCAGAGUUUUAUCAACAUGUGACCUCCUCCUUUAAAGGGUAUGCUGUCAUGGGAAUUUAACAAGAGAAAGUAGGAGUGACUGAUGGAGGUGGAGAAAGGGCAGUUGGACAGGAAGUUUGGAGAAAAAAAAGUAGUUUAAAAACUGAAAGGAAGAUGCAGAAAUACUUGGUAGAUGAGCAGAGAAGACGGUUAGAAAAGGAAAGAAUUUGUGGAAAAAUAAGCACAUAUGAAGGUGUGUCUGCUGGCGGACCGAAUUCAGCUCCUUCAGCUCCUGGUGGAAAUAAUCACAGUCAGAAAAGACUGAGAUGAUGUGGACAGCAGCUGUCCUCCUGCUGCUUUUGCCUUCGCUUCUUUCCUACGCAGACAAAGAGAACAGAGGUAAUAUAAACCAAUCAGAAUUAGUCGAUCGAGAUUUCUCUGAUGUUCCUGUCAAAGGUCAAAGACCUCUCGGUGAAGUCAAAGGUCAGGACUCAUGCACCAUCCCGUGUGACAUCACUGUCAAGCUCCUGCGAGAUGAGAAACAAUCCAUUUGUGGUCAGCUGCAGCAGUCUUUGCUUGCGUUUGGACGCAGCAACAGAAAACUGAUGAGGGAUGUGAAGGAGGCGCAACAGAGAGCUCUGGACAUCCUAAGCAGUCAGGUCACAGAGUUGAUGACCAAAGUGCAGACGCUCAGCUUGGAAGUUCAGAGGAGCAACACUGAGAUGUACUCCAUGAAACCCGUACAAUCUCAUGGACGAGACUGCAGCGACAUCAAGGACAACCUCGUGUCAGUCGUCCCCAAGAUCCCGAGUGGCAUUUACAUAGUCCACCCAGAGAACACUGACUCUUCAUUUGAGGUUUUCUGUGAGAUGGACUAUAUGGGAGGCGGAUGGACGGUGAUGCAGAGGAGGAGUGACGGUUUAACUGACUUCAAAAGAUCCUGGGAUGGCUAUGUCGAUGGCUUUGGACACCUUGCAGGAGAACACUGGUUGGGCCUGAGGAAGGUGUUUCACAUAGUAAACCAGAAGGAUACUCGAUUCCAGCUUCACAUUGCUCUAGUCUCCCAUGAUGAUGUCACCUCUUAUGCAUCGUAUGAUGACUUCCGCCUUGACAGCGAAACGCAGUUCUUCAGCAUACACCUGGGCAGAUACGCAGGUAGUGCAGGUGAUGCAUUUCGAGGCUACGACCAGGAACAGAACCAAGACACGGCACCGUUCAGCGCCUCAGAUGUCGACAACGAUGGCUGCAACCCUUUCUGCUCCAUUGGCAAUUGCACGGUGGAGAGCUGCAGCAUUCACCACAACCACACGGGGUGGUGGUUCAAUCAGUGCGGUCUGGCAAAUCUCAACGGCUCUCCCGAAGACACAGAGCGAAACCAGGGGCAGAGGACGCACAUCGUGUGGGACACCUGGAGACACAACGGAGUCCCCUACACCAUCAAAUCUGUCACCAUGAAGAUCAGGAGGAUUGCAACCAAUAAUUGAGAGAUGAUGGGAAGAAAUGCAUCAUUGCAAUGCAUGACUGAAAGCUUCAUUAAAACAGAAUAUAGUUCUUCUGGAUUCCCAUUUUCACCGUGACCAACAUAAAAUAAAAUAAAAUC